Messenger RNA from Candidula unifasciata, 710 nucleotides. NCBI's taxonomy places the organism in Eukaryota, Metazoa, Mollusca, Gastropoda, Stylommatophora, Geomitridae. The record is from the annotation of a GenBank genome assembly.
GGAUAUUUGUUCAACACAGCUGGCCAGCUGACGUCACACAGGGAUAUUUGUUCAACACAGCUGACGUUACACAGGGAUUUUUGUUCAACACAGCUGACGUCACACAGGGAUAUUUGUUCAACACAGCUGACGUCACACAGGGAUUUUUGUUCAACACAGCUGACGUCACACAGGGAUAUUUGUUCAACAGAGCUGACGUUACACAGGGAUAUUUGUUCAACACAGCUGACGUCACACAGGGAUAUUUGUUCAACAGAGCUGACGUUACACAGGGAUAUUUGUUCAACACAGCUGACGUCACACAGGGAUAUUUGUUCAACACAGCUGACGUCACACAGGGAUAUUUGUUCAACACAGCUGACGUCACACAGGGAUAUUUGUUCAACACAGCUGAUGUCACACAGGGAUAUUUGUUCAACACAGCUGACGUCACACAGGGAUAUUUGUUCAACACAGCUGACGUCACACAGGGAUAUUUGUUCAACACAGCUGACGUCACACAGGGAUAUUUGUUCAACACAGCUGACGUCACACAGGGAUAUUUGUUCAACACAGCUGACGUCACACAGGGAUAUUUGUUCAACACAGCUGACGUCACACAGGGAUAUUUGUUCAACACAGCUGACGUCACACAGGGAUAUUUGUUCAACACAGCUGACGUCACACAGGGAUAUUUGUUCAACACAGCUGACCAGCUGGUGGUUAAUUGA